AUGGAAGGCUUUGUCUAUCCGCCCUUCAGCACAUACCAGAGCUUCAGGGGUAGUCUCACACCCAGCCGUGGCAGGGACCCGACGGUGAAGCAGCCCAGCUGGAAGCAGGGCAAGAGCAUCAGCCCCUUCCUCGGGGGACCCUUCACCCCCACGCCCUCCGACUACGUGGACAGCUACCGACGGGCACAGCUCCAGUCCCUGCUGUUGCAGGUGAGCCCCGGGCUGAUGCCGCGGCCUCCCCAGGCCAACACCAAGGAGGUGGGCGUGCAGGUGAACCUGCGGGCUGACGCCGCCGUGCAGUGCUCGCUGGGGCCGCGCACGCUGCCUGUUGGCUGCUUCCUUAGCGCCGCUGCUCGGCGUGCCCCGGGGCACUUUGCCCUCUACUCACCCAUGCCCGACCGCCGCAUCUUCACGCUGCCUGAGGCUGCUGAGCCCCAGGAGAAGGAGGAGGCGUCUGGAACGACCACCGAGGAGCAGAAGGUGGAGGAUGGUAGCAGGGAGCAGCAGGAGGGCCAGGCAGAGGCUGCUCUGCCGAGUCAGGAGGCAGCAGAGGCGCCACGGGAGGAGGCUGCGGCCCCCAGGCGGCGGGCUGCUUUCCAGUUUUUGGAGCAGAAGUAUGGCUAUUUCCACUGUAAAGACUGCAAGACCAGAUGGGAGAGUGCUUAUGUGUGGUGCAUUUCUGGAAGCAACAAGGUGUACUUCAAGCAGCAUUGUCGCAAAUGCCAAAAGGGCUUCAAUCCCUAUCGAGUGGAAGCAAUCCAGUGCCAGACCUGUUCAAAGACUCGUUGUUCCUGCCCUCAGAAGAAGAGGCAUGUUGAUCUCAAGAGACCUCAUCGCCAAGAACUUUGUGGCCGCUGCAAAGGCAAGAGGCUGUCCUGUGACAACACUUACAGCUUCAAAUACAUUGUCUGAUAUGUGUGCCUGCUUCUGUUUUGCGCUGUGCACUUUGCACUUCGUCAGUCUCUUGCUUUGACUUUAGGCUUUUGACCUGGCAUUGGAUAAUGGAUAAGGACUUUUGUAUUUAUAAAGUAUAUAACUUAAUUGUAUGUAUGUUAUGAAUAAAGUUCAAUAAAUGUUUGCACUAGUUUGUUACCCCAUGGUUUCAUCUUGCUGGGAUGAAAGAGGAAAGUAUAUCUAGAAGGAAACCAAACCUAUUUGAUUUUCUAAAGAAAACAGGGUUUGGUUUUGGAAUGCUAACAUAAAAACUGCAAAAGCAAGUCUUUCCUUCGGUCACUUAAACUAAACUAGUGUUGAAGGUGCAAACGUUCUGUAGCAUAAAGUCUGGGGUAAAUGCAUCU
Phalacrocorax carbo (great cormorant) is the source of this 1298-nucleotide messenger RNA. NCBI's taxonomy places the organism in Eukaryota, Metazoa, Chordata, Aves, Suliformes, Phalacrocoracidae. The record is from RefSeq and is a predicted model, not a curated record.